CUGCGAGAUGGGCGGGGGAGCCGGACUCGCAGGGAGGCGGUUUCGGCAACAGCGCCAGCAGCAGGUUCAGCGCCGUCACUCUUCAAGUCACCUCCGAACAGAGAGCCGGCGGAAAGCCCGAAGAAGCACCUCAGCUCAGCCCGAGAGUUGCUCGCAGACGGCAGGAAGCGCCGCGCUCCUGCAGCAAGGAGCCGGCCAAAAUGUAUCAGGGCCACUUGCAGGGGAAAGGCGCUAGGGCUGCAGAUAAGGGUGUUACCAUGGUGAUGAAGGAGAUACCGAGGGAGGAGUCUGGAGAAGGAAAACCCCUCCUUACUGUGACAUCACAGCUGGUGAAUGAACAGCAGGAGAGUCGACCCCUCCUGAGCCCAUCAAUUGAUGAUUUUCUACUUGAAGCAAAAGCUGACAGAGUUUCUCGUACGACGACUUCAAAUACAGCAGUUCUGUCACCAGCUUUGGAUCUCCUGGACCUUAUGGAGCCAGCUAUGACAAGCAGUAAUAAGACAAAGAAAUCUGAUGUUGCCUCAAGAAGUGAAGCAGCUAAAACUGCCUCCUUUAGAAAAGAGCCAGAUGACACCGAUCUAAUCAAAGUAGAAAUUGAGCAGAGUACUCAGAGUGUCAAAUCCCCACAUAGACCAUCCCUGGAUGCUGUUAGUAUCCCACCACGUAUAGAGAAGUGGGAAGAAGUGAAUUUGCAGAGUGCAAAGACUCCUGAGGAACAAUGGGUAACGGAAAGGAGAUGUUCCAACAGGAUUGCUUCACAGGAGUUCCUCUGCUGUCGUUCAAUUGGGUCUACAGAAAAUAAGGUCCAAUCUGAGGCUGUAACAGGUAAAAAUGCAACAGAAUUACAUUCAUCAUCAACAGAACUGGAACAGAUACCAACAACACAGAAUCGGAUGGCCAAGGAACAACGUUGGGGAAGUGCACUACUAACUCGAAACCAGUCAACAGAGGAAGAGUUUGAAAGAGCAAAGGCAGCAGUUGAGUCUGACACAGAAUUCUGGGAUAAAAUGCAAGAUGAAUGGGAAGAAAUGGCACGGAGAAACUGGAUUGCAGGAAGUGAGCAGCCACCAACAAAUACAACUGUCUCCCCACAUGAGAAGGGCUAUUAUUUUCACACUGACAAUCCCUAUAAAGACUGGCCCAAUGCAUUUGAGGAAGCAUUGAAGAAACAGAAGGAGGGAGAUCUGCCCAAUGCUGUCUUACUGUUAGAAUCAGCUGUUUUGCAGGACCCCUACGAUGCAGAGGCCUGGCAGUACCUGGGCACUACCCAAGCAGAUAAUGAAAAUGAACAAGCUGCAAUUGUUGCUCUCCAGAGAUGUCUAGAGCUGCAGUCUUGUAACCUGGAUGCCCUAAUGGCAUUAGCAGUAAGUCUCACCAACAUUGGUCUGCAACAAGAAGCCAGUGAUGCCCUAAAAAAUUGGAUUAGACACAACCCCAAGUACAAGUACCUCAUAAGGGGGAAAACUGGCUCUCCAGCUCCUGGAAGAGGGGAAUCCAAAGAAACAGCGGGAAGUUUGUUCCUUGCAGAAGUAAAAGACCUGUUUUUGAAAGCAGCUCAUCAGAAUUCAGAUGGAAUAGAUCCAGACCUGCAGACUGGACUAGGUGUGCUUUUCAAUCUCAGUGGAGAAUAUGACAAAGCUGUUGAAGCAUUCAAUGCUGCCCUCACAAUUAGACCACAGGAUUAUUUAUUGUGGAAUCGCCUGGGAGCCACUUUAGCAAAUGGAGAUCGGAGUGAAGAGGCUGUUGAGGCCUACCAAAGGGCUUUGGAAAUUCAACCUGGCUUCAUCCGGUCAAGGUAUAAUCUGGGAAUCAGUUGCGUAAACCUGGGAGCUUACAAAGAAGCUGUCAGCAAUUUCCUUACAGCUUUGAACUUGCAGAGGAAGAGUCGAAGCACACAAUUCUGCCACCAGUUUAUUUCGGGCAGCAUCUGGACAGCAGUCAGGAUAGCGCUCUCCCUGAUGGACCAGCCGGAGCUCUUUCAUGCAGCCCACGUGGGAGACCUUGACACCUUAUUGAAAGCCUUUAAUUUGGACUGAUCUGCAUCCUGUCAUAGAUUAAUGAUUAUACCAGAUACAUAAAGCAUACUUUGCAUUUACCUGAAAAUCUCAAGCAUAUUGUCAAGAUUUUACAGUUAAUUAACAAUAGGAUUUUUCAUGGUGAAUAACCCAUUUCCUAAACUCUAUCCAGUGGUUUUGCCAUGAUUUUGGAACAAGAGUCUAAAUUUGGAUUUAAAAAAUUUCAACCUAAUGUUAUUCAGCCUAUCAUUUUAACAUAGUCUUCUGUGUGAUGGUAUAAAAUUAAUUUUGUGAUAACAUGAUAUAUGCUACAUUCUCAUUUAGAAUAUUCAAUAUAUGUUAAAUUCUUCAUGGACUUCACUAACAAUUUAUUGUCCAGCCCUAAUUGACUGAACUAGGGAGACAGUUCAAAGAUGUAUUUGCAUUUGCACACAGAUACCUUUCCUUCAGUUAAGGAUGUAAGUGAACCAGAUUUUUUUUUAUAUAUAACUAAUAAAUUAGUUAUUUAAAAUCUGGUUUUAAACUCCCCCAGUUGCCUUGGGAGAUUUUAACUCAGGUCAGGAUUACUUGUCUCUUGUUAAGAUCCAGUAAAUUAGCCUCCAAGGUACAGUAGAAGUUUUAGAUUUUCCCACUGGGAACUUGUGUACUUUAGCAACAAAUUGAAUAAUAUUGGAAAGCUGUCUCAAUAAUAAAAGGCAAAGGUUAGAGAAAAACGUGCAGUAAGUGUCAGAGAAAGUAUUUGAAGCAAGUACAAUAGAAACGUGUAAAAGAGAAAUACAGCCUAGAGGUGUACAAGUCAAAUGUGAUUAGUUUAGUUUGGCAGCUUACUGACAAGAUGGGCCAAAGGGCCUGCUUCUAUGCUGUAUAACUCUUGAUUCCAAACCAUUUGCUGGAAAGUAGUCUUGUGCAUCUUACUCUUCUAUCUAUCCACCCUUUGAGUAGCUACCAAGUAUUGCUACUUUAAUGGAUGAAAUAGAAUCAUAAUGUUCAGUGGCCCAAAAAUUAAAUUCGGUUCUCUUUCAGGGUAAAUGUAGGAAAGUUUAACUAACUGAAGUCAAAAAUCAAUAAAUGUUUAGGCGUUAAUGAACAAGGAGAUGAGGGAUUCUUGUCCUUGCGUUCUUUAUUACUAUCGUUUUUUUAAAACACUGUUUUUCUCUCCCGUCAAGUAUGCUGACAGAUGUGAUGAGAUUAAUCCCCAGCUAAAUCCUGUAAUUUUGAAAUGAGACAUGAUUCCUAUGGUUGUAAGAAAUAAAAAUGCUAAAACAUAAAAAUAAUUAGUCUAUUCCUGAACAAUAUUAUUCAAAUAGGAUACCCUUUCUAUUAACAAUUAUCUAGAUCCUUCCCUCAAUGAGGAAUAUGGCACAUAUUUCUGUCCAAAAAUUAAUAAUUGGUAUUAAUUCGUAGAUGAUAUUUAUUUUACCAUUUCCUUUAACUACCCAAGAGAUCCUGUAUGUUACAUUUACUUAUUAGUGUAAAGUGUGUUCUUAUACAUCUUAGAAUUGUUCAUUUUUUUGAAAUGUGAAUAUUUUAUCAGCCUACAUUUAUAAAAUAGCACAUUGUUUCUU
Molecule: messenger RNA, 3580 nt
Organism: Hypanus sabinus (Atlantic stingray)
Lineage: Eukaryota; Metazoa; Chordata; Chondrichthyes; Myliobatiformes; Dasyatidae
Gene: pex5la
Product: peroxisomal biogenesis factor 5-like a
Exons: 15
Coding region: 201-2036 (611 amino acids)
Biological process (GO): protein import into peroxisome matrix, docking
Cellular component (GO): peroxisomal membrane; cytosol
Molecular function (GO): protein binding
Source: RefSeq, a predicted model, not a curated record